Molecule: messenger RNA, 474 nt
Organism: Aspergillus tanneri
Lineage: Eukaryota; Fungi; Ascomycota; Eurotiomycetes; Eurotiales; Aspergillaceae
Exons: 2
Coding region: 1-474 (157 amino acids)
Source: RefSeq, a predicted model, not a curated record
AUGGGUGGUUUCAUCGGCUACCCUGGUAGCGCAUUCUAUCAUGCGAGCAAGUUUGCCAUGGAUGGAUGGACUGAAGCCGUUGCAAAGGAGCUACAUGUUGAGUGGAAUAUCCACCUCUGCAAUAUCGAACCCAGCGGCGUCAAAACCAACUACGCAAAUACAUCGCUGAAGACUAGGGCGCAGGGGAGGCAUCCUGCCUAUGCAGACCCAAGUCACCCUACCAACACCUUGCUGGGCUACAUGAGCAAGGAGGAGAAUCGUUCUUCCUGGACAGAGCCAGACGCAAUUGCUGCAGCUAUGUAUCGGCUUGUUAGCCGCGGGCAAUGGAUUCCUAUUCGUCUCCCUCUGGGUGCAGACGCAUAUGGAAUGAUCUGUAUGGCCCUAGAGAGUAUCAAGAAAGACAUGGAUGAGUUUAGGGAUAUUAGCCUAGGAGUAGGUGAAGCGAAGCACCUUGAUUCUAUUGGAUUCCUUUAG